UUUGGUAAAAAGACAUUAAAAUAUGACGGAAAAACUAUAUAUGGAUAAUCCAUAGAUACUUACGUACUGACAGUUAGUAAUCAUAUAAUGGAAGUUGUAUUUCAUACUGCAUUGAUUAUUUGAAUAGGUUCUCCGACACAUUUUAUUAAAUGGGCUUGUGAUAAAGCUGUGCACUUACACACUUGUGCUUUUACAAAGUUUUCAUGUUUCAUUGACAACUACUUUACAUAAUAUGGCUGGAAACUUGCAGCGUGUUCCUUUAUGGAGAGAGUGUGUGGAUUGGCUUGACAGACUAAAAAUCCUGAGGAGUGAUCAGUUUCCUCCAAAUUCAGAACUGAUUCAUUUUGGUCAAUGCAUCCGGGAUGGAUUCAUUUUGUGUUAUCUUGUUUCGAAGCUUGACCCAAAUGCUUUGGAUUUUCAUGAUGUUUGUCAACGAACACAAAUGUCUCAAUACAUGAGCUUAAGGAAUAUUCGGCUAUUCCUACGAGCAUGUAGGAAUAAGUUUGAUCUUGGUGAAUCUGAUUUGUUUGAGCCUGCUAUGCUUUUUGAUUACACAGACUUUGGCAAAGUUUUAAAAACCUUAUCAAAGCUUUCUAAAUGCCCUAAAGUUGCCCAAAAAGGAAUUGAAGGAUUUCCAUCUGUUGAGAGUCGUCAUCAAGUAGAAGACGAGGAAAUUUAUCGGAGGCUGGAGGACGUCGAUCAGCAAGAGGACCAGUAUUGUGAAUAUAAUUAUGCUCUUGCUGGUGAAAAUAUCUAUGAAGAACUAUGUUCUGUUGGUGAACAUGGCCAAAAUCUUCAGUCUCACUUUCCAUCUCAACAACCACCAAUGGCAAAAAAAGAAUAUUGCAUUAGAGAGCUUGUUGAAUCUGAGAAAAGAUACAUUGAAGCCCUUGAUAUGAUUAAAACCAACUUCAAAGGGCCACUUUCAUCUGUACUGAGAGAAGAUGAAAAGAAAUCUAUUUUUUAUGGCAUUGAGGAAUUGUAUGAAAUACAUACAGGCUUACAUAGUGAUCUGGUGAAAGCUUGCACUACUAAUAACAUCAAGCUACACAUGGUUUUUCUCAACUGGAAAGACAAAUUUUUAAUAUACGGUAGCAUCUGUUCAAACCUUUCCAGUGCACGUCGUACUAUAAAAUCAGCCAUCUGCAGAAGUAGAGAUGUAGCCGAGAAAAUUGAGCGGUGUCAACGAGAGGCCAGUGAGGUAGCUUUAAACUUGGAAGAUUUAAUUACGCUUCCCAUGCAACGGUUACUCAAAUAUCCAUUGUUGUUGGGGAAUAUUAGCAAACAUACGGACAAGUCGCUUGAGGAGUACGAUGAACUUCAAUCGGCUUACGAGGCGAUGAUUGACAUAGCUGAUUACACAAACGAAUCUACCCGAGAUCACGAAAUGCGCCAAAUUAUUAAAGAUGUUCAGGCUAGUAUUUCUAAUUGGAAUAUAAUGGAAAACUGCGAUUUGGUCGAGUACGGUAGACUGAUAAAGGAUGGUGAACUGAAAAUGCGAUCGCACGAGGAGUCGCGGAAUGCCAAAACUCGCUACGUCUUUCUAUUCAAUCGCGGAGUCAUCUUUUGCAAAGCCACUCGCAUGGUGGAUAAAUUAUUGGGGGGAGACCAAUAUUCAUUCAAAUUAUUCUUGUCACUUGAAAAAUUCAAGUUGGAGGACCACCCAGCUAGUAGAAAUCAAAAUGGGAAAGAAGCCCGCUGGAGUCACCAAUGGCUUCUAGUUGAUAAUCAAAACAAAACCGCCUACACCUUGUAUGCGAAAUCGGCGGAAGCAAAGAAUAAAUGGAUCGGAGCCUUCAGUGAAACUUUGGAAAAAUUAAAUCCACCUGAAUCAUGGGGAACAGACCACAGCUAUGAAUUCUACACUUUUCCCAAUUCAACUUCGUGCAACCGAUGCAGAAAGCUUCUAAAAGGAGCUUUUUUUCAGGGAUAUAAAUGUAGCAAAUGCAAUGUAGCUGUUCACAGAGAGUGCCUCAUGUUGAUGACUAAAAGCUGUGGGGUUCCGAUUCCUCCACCGCGCCCCAGACCUGUUGGACCUAAGUUUUCUUCUCUUGGUUUUCAUCCUAUGGAACUGGAUCGAUAUCCUUGGUUUGCUGGUGAAAUGACGCGCUCGGCAGCUGAAGCAGUGUUAAGGAACACACCUCUCGGGACAUACCUAUUACGCUUUAAAUCCAACGAUAACACGUACGCAUUAAGUUUGAGGACAGGGGAAGAAGUUAAACAUAUGAAAGUAGUCCGCACUUCUGAUGGUGGUGGGCGAUAUUUUCUCUCGGAAAGUUUUCUCUUUCGUUCAGUAGUGGAACUCGUCAAUCGUUAUGAACAUAAUAGUCUGCGUGAAUCUUUCAAAGGGUUAGAUGCUUAUUUAAAAGUACCUUGGAAACAUUUGUUUGUCACUGCCCAAGUCAUUAAAGAUUAUGUCCCCGAAGACCUUGACCUUAACCAGUUGUCAAUAUCUAAAGGACAACACCUCAUUGUGGUGAGCAAGGAAGGUGACGAAAAUGGAUGGUGGAAAGGAAGAUUUAAUGAUCAGGAUGGUUAUUUCCCGAAGGAUUUUGUAAAAGAAGACAACUUCUAUGGUGCAUGAAGUGGGUAGUCGAGUGACCGCCAAUAGUUUUGCUCAUGUGAUAUAAACUCGUCUUGUAUCAACAAAUGA
Daphnia carinata is the source of this 2653-nucleotide messenger RNA. RefSeq names its product protein vav-like. The transcript is spliced from 17 exons. The record is from RefSeq and is a predicted model, not a curated record. Gene Ontology annotation, cellular component: cytoplasm. Lineage: Eukaryota; Metazoa; Arthropoda; Branchiopoda; Diplostraca; Daphniidae. Gene Ontology annotation, biological process: intracellular signal transduction; cell migration; regulation of GTPase activity. Gene Ontology annotation, molecular function: protein binding; guanyl-nucleotide exchange factor activity. Bases 233 to 2584 code for a protein of 783 amino acids.